Procambarus clarkii (red swamp crayfish) is the source of this 948-nucleotide messenger RNA. RefSeq names its product mitochondrial ribosomal protein L23 (gene mRpL23). The record is from RefSeq and is a predicted model, not a curated record. Gene Ontology annotation, biological process: mitochondrial translation. Gene Ontology annotation, cellular component: ribosome; mitochondrial large ribosomal subunit. Lineage: Eukaryota; Metazoa; Arthropoda; Malacostraca; Decapoda; Cambaridae. Gene Ontology annotation, molecular function: structural constituent of ribosome.
UUGGUGGCUAUUGCGACCAACACACUCCGGCCACAGACGAGCCGUGCUGGCGUCAGGGAAAAUAGACCCUUCAUGCAAUCUUCACGAACCAUCAAACAGAGGAAGAAGAAGACCAACGAGACGGUGUAAACUGUCUCUCAAGGCAGCGUGUUGAAUAUUCCACCUAACCAGUUGUGUAUUGAGCAGCAACAAGUUGAAAUCUUCACGCGAAGCUGAGGAAUAUACAUUUCUCUAUUGUGCGAGAUGUCGACCAGAUUGUACCCAAUCUACCAGCAUGGGAAUCCACAACUGCGAAUAUUUCUUCCAAAUUUCUUUAUGAAACUUAUAAAGCCACCUUACAAACAACCCCCUAAUGUCGUCAACUUCAUUGUGUCCACGCAGAUGACCAAGUUUGAUAUUCAAAAUUAUCUGGAAAAAAUUUACAAUGUUCGUGUGGAAAAUAUAGUUACACAUGUGAAAAUGGGUAAAUUUGAAAGAUGCCAUAAGGGUUAUAUUGUCAAGAAGGAUGACUAUAAAGUUGCUUAUGUCACACUGCCCAAGACAGAGAAGUUUGUGUUCCCAGAGCUCUUCCCAGAAAGUAAGCAAGAAGAGCAGGAUAAGGAAAUGAAACAGCUUGAUGUUCUAACGGAAGAAUGGGAGAAAAACACCCAAAGACAUAAGCACCGGAAGGGAGUUCCAACAUGGUUUGGAAUAUGAUUGCUGUCUGGAAAUAAAGUGCGAUGGAAUUUAAAUGUUCAGAUAAUGAAUUGACUAAGUUUCACCCAGACAGAGAUCCAGUUGAUUACUCUGCUGUUCUAAAACUAAUUGAAUAUUUUUUAAAAAGUAGGAAAUAUCCAUGACCCAUUCCACAGCAGUCGGUGAAAAGAAAAAUUUAAUAAUUGUAUUACUUUCUUUGUGGGUUUUGACCUGCACUACUCUGUAUAUAAAUAAAUAAUAAUUACUUUCCAA